This is a messenger RNA of Acanthoscelides obtectus, 220 nucleotides long. NCBI's taxonomy places the organism in Eukaryota, Metazoa, Arthropoda, Insecta, Coleoptera, Chrysomelidae. The record is from the annotation of a GenBank genome assembly.
AACCACAAGUACAACAAACAAUAUGAUACAAAUCAUGAUACAACUGAUUAAAAAUGCCCUACUUUCAAAUUCUUCCAACAACAACACGUAUCACGAGUUUUAUUUUGAGAAAAUUUAAUUCUAAAUUAUGAAAGAAAACAAACCUUUUAAAUUUGAUCACUUAAAUAUUCGAUCUCUAUUACCUUCUCUAUCUGGUUUUGCCUACAUGUUGGAAAAUUCU